UUCAAAACAAAAACAAACGGGAGCGUCUUGCUUCCCUCCCUCUUUUUAUGAAGUUUGAAAUUCAAACGAAGGGCCAGAACAAAGCAGAUCAGAUCCCUUCUCUUUUUCCUCUCUGAAACAACGUAUAGAUUUGUGGAUUGCGGUUGAGUGGUUUUACCCCUAAAAUCAACACCAAAACUCGAAAUGGAAAAGUACGAGAAGCUGGAGAAGGUAGGGGAGGGUACCUACGGAAAGGUUUACAAGGCCAAAGACAAGGCAAGCGGCCAAUUGGUGGCCCUCAAGAAGACUCGUCUUGAGAUGGACGAGGAAGGCGUCCCUCCCACUGCUCUCCGUGAGGUCUCCCUCCUCCAAAUGCUUUCCCAGUCUCUCUACAUUGUUCGUCUCCUUUGCGUCGAGCACGUCGACACCAACAAGAACGGCGGCUCUAAGGCCAAUCUCUACUUGGUUUUUGAGUACCUUGAUACCGAUCUCAAGAAGUUCAUCGAUUCCCAUCGCAAGGGUCCUAACCCCAGGCCCCUUCCUCCUUCCCUCAUUCAGUCCUUUCUCUUCCAGCUUUGCAAAGGUGUCGCCCACUGCCACAGCCACGGCGUCCUCCACCGCGAUCUCAAGCCCCAGAAUCUUCUCCUCGACAAGGAAAAGGGUAUCCUCAAAAUUGCAGAUCUGGGUCUUGGCCGUGCUUUCACUGUUCCUCUCAAAAGCUAUACUCAUGAGAUCGUAACGCUCUGGUACAGGGCCCCUGAGGUUCUGCUUGGCUCUACUCACUACUCCACCGCCGUCGACAUGUGGUCUGUUGGAUGCAUCUUCGCCGAAAUGGUUAGAAGGCAAGCAUUGUUCCCGGGGGAUUCUGAAUUCCAGCAAUUGCUCCACAUUUUCAGGUUACUGGGCACCCCAACUGAGAAGCAAUGGCCUGGGGUUACCUCUCUAAGGGAUUGGCACGUGUACCCACGGUGGGAGCCUCAGAACUUGGAACGCGCUGUUCCUUCCCUUUCUCCUGAAGGGGUUGAUCUCCUCUCUAAGAUGCUUAAAUAUGACCCUGCAGAGAGAAUAUCAGCAAAAGCAGCUAUGGAUCAUCCUUAUUUUGACAGCCUUGAUAAGUCCCAAUUCUGAAUUUGCAUUGUAUGGUUAUAGUAUUAUAUGGAUUUUUUCUUUUCUCGCUUAGAAUGGUAUAUUGCUUUUCACUAGGUGCUCGCUUCCUUGAGCCUAAACUCUAAAGCACCAACUUCUGAGCUUCAAAAUAUGUGUCGGGAGAUUAGUUGUCAUCAACUAGGUGAUCCACAGUCUCUGACAAGUUGUUUUUUUAUUCGUGUGUAACCUUUUACAAGUUUGUAAUGAUACAAAUAUCAACCAGUUCACUUUGAAA
This is a messenger RNA of Gossypium arboreum, 1360 nucleotides long. RefSeq names its product cyclin-dependent kinase B1-2. Gene Ontology annotation, cellular component: cyclin-dependent protein kinase holoenzyme complex; cytoplasm; nucleus. NCBI's taxonomy places the organism in Eukaryota, Viridiplantae, Streptophyta, Magnoliopsida, Malvales, Malvaceae. The transcript is spliced from 3 exons. The coding region runs from base 184 to 1107 and encodes 307 amino acids. Gene Ontology annotation, molecular function: ATP binding; cyclin-dependent protein serine/threonine kinase activity; cyclin binding. Gene Ontology annotation, biological process: G1/S transition of mitotic cell cycle; protein phosphorylation; signal transduction. The record is from RefSeq and is a predicted model, not a curated record.